Messenger RNA from Musa acuminata subsp. malaccensis (wild Malaysian banana), 427 nucleotides. Lineage: Eukaryota; Viridiplantae; Streptophyta; Magnoliopsida; Zingiberales; Musaceae. The record is from RefSeq and is a predicted model, not a curated record.
GCUGCCGACCGCAUCACCGAAAUCAAGAUUGGCGCCGUAGAGGCCAUCGACGCCAUCGUGAUCACCUUCAUCCGUAAUGAUCAGACGGAGACCAAGCACUUCGGCAGCAUCGAUUUCAAUCCCUACGUGAUUUCUCUGCAAGAGGACGAGUAUCUUGUGGGCGUCGAGGGGUCUGUGGAUACGAUGUGGGGAUUAACUCUGGUGAGGAACCUGACGCUGAGGACCAACAAGGACAGCUAUGGACCUUUCGGCUCCAGUGGCGGAAUACCUUUCUCCGUUCCGCUAGUCUCGGGUAAGAUCAUUGGCUUCUUUGGACGUGCGGGCGAAAUGAUUGAGGCCAUCGGAGUUUACCUGGCACCGAACUAGACCCCUUGGACUGAUACUGCUGCUUCAAUAAAUGAGUCUUGCUGAUACUUGGACUCCAUAA